Aspergillus niger is the source of this 2598-nucleotide messenger RNA. RefSeq lists its product as uncharacterized. NCBI's taxonomy places the organism in Eukaryota, Fungi, Ascomycota, Eurotiomycetes, Eurotiales, Aspergillaceae. The transcript has 3 exons. The record is from RefSeq and is a predicted model, not a curated record. The coding region runs from base 1 to 2598 and encodes 865 amino acids.
AUGUCCUUCAAGGACGGAAACGCUUGGGCUCUUCGACGUGCCAGGGAGAGAGAACAGAUGAGACUGAGCGGUGAUACUGAGCAGGGGAGUCUCUCGUCCUUGAAAAUCGUUAAAACGAUCUCGCCAGAUCUCGGCAAAUUAGACUUCGACUCCGACCUUGCUCUGCCAAUGCCAAAUCCUCGCACUGCUCGAGCCAACUCGAUCGUAAACGACUCUCUCUCCUCUUCCCCUAGCAUCCCUGCCAGUGGAAGCGGAAGUGGAAGUCUCUGGAGCAGAAGCAUUGCUAAGAAACGCUCGUUCACUGAACCGGGCCGUUUGGCAGCGGCGGCGGCAUCAGCUGGUGAGAAAAAGUCGGACAAGAAAUCAACCUUCAAGGCUCUAAAGGCCAAGCUCAGUUUGAAGGAUCUGAAGAAGGAGUUUCGCAAGGACGUCCCACCGGCAAGUACGAUGCCGAAAAUCACUAUACUCCGGGAUUCUUCAUCUUCAGAUCCUUUUGCUGGAAAGGGGAACAAUUUCGAAGUCGAGAGGCUGUAUACUCCCAGACCUAGGGUGAUGGAGGUGGGUUCGGAGUCGCUGUCGCGAGAGUCAAGUGUGAUUCGGUUGGAUGAUUGUCUCAAGGAUUUCAGAAAGGUGUCAGAUUCUUCUGUGAGAACACCCAUGAAAGAUGGUAUUGCGGGUGGUGUCGGUGGUGAGCGUAUGUCUGAACUGGGUACUAAGUUCAGACAUACCCUCAUCCACAGCAACGACGCCGAAGAGGGACCUGCUUCUAACCUGCUCGAUGCCGUUCUCCUGAGCGGAUCGUCGCCAGCUGCCCGAACAGGAGAAUACAGAAACAGCAGACUGCCCGAGGUCGUCAAUACACCUCAGCGCGCUUGCAGUUACGCAGCUGAGCCGGCGUCUCCCAAAAGUGCGGCUUCCACGGUCCGCGAGAGCGAAGCUGCACGCAUGUACUCUCCAUCGGUGUACGAGACGGCCUUGUCUGAUAGAAUGUCGGAUCUGCCACGUCGCGAUUACGGGGUGACCAGCGUUGAGGAUGUCAUUUCGCUCACGCCAACCCGGGACAGUGACUCGUCCGUCAAGAAAGGUUCCGACACCCGUCUGUCGUCAUUGGCGUCUCCUGCGUCGACAUUCCACGCUGGUCCUGAUGAAUCGCCUAGCGACUAUGUCCCCGUCGAUAAAGCGCAGCUCAUGGGUUCCACUGGUCGGGGUGGCUUCGCCCCUAUGCCGCCAGACCCGGAGUAUCAAAACACGGCGGCGCUGGAGGAGCAACUUGCUUCGCACGUAGAGCAGCUCCAUUUCCACGUGCAACAUGCGGCCAGUAAACUCGUCAAGACGUUCGAGGACAAAAACAACUGGCACAUGGACCAAGUUCUUCGCCAUGUGGAUACGAUGGUUGACCUAGCUCAGGCCAUCAACAAGAAAGCGGCUGCUCAGACUGAGCUACUCAGGGAGGCGCAGACGGCCGUCGCGGAUGUCAGGGCCCAUAUCGACACGUUGCGUCGCGAAGUGCGCGUCAUCAAGUCAAAGAUCAUUACUGCGAUCCACGAGGAGUUUGGCAAGCUCAGAUACGACCUCCAAGAGGAGGCCCCGUCGACCGUGUUACGCAGUGCCAGUCUUGUGAAUAGCACGUCCUCCGCUUACCUGAGCGCCAGAGACCAUCAGCACCAAGUCACUGAAAAGCGUGUUGCCUGGAAAGAUGAUUAUGCAGACUCUUCAGGAUCCCCGACUCCAAAGGCAUCCACCUUUCUUGAUCUCCCAGACUUGCUUGUGCCUGCAAUCGAACAAGCCGAAGCUCUUCUCACUCCUGCUGCACAGCCCAAGAUGGAGAAACCUGCAUCCAAACGCAGCUUCUUUAACCUGCGUCGUCACCGUGACAGUGACAAUAACGCCAGCCGCACGCAGGAGAACAAGCACCAAGCUGGUGACAACAACAAGGCACAGGAGAACAAGAACAAACCUCAGGUUGUCGACAACACCAAGCUUACUACACCCACUUCCAACCAGGAAUCAUCUGUCGACCCCAGCACCAUCCACCCACUCCACCGCACCCCCGAGCAGCGCAGAAACCUCAUCGAGCGAGAUCUCGAACGCAUCCGUCUCGAAAAGCAGCAACUGGCCAUGCUGACGACUCCAAAUCCAACUCCUGCUCGACGUCCCGGUGUGCUCAAGCUGUCUAAAUCUCACACUUCAAUCAGCGCUUCAAAUACUCUUACCACUCCCUCAUACGAUAACGGUGUCUCCUCAUCACCUCCUACUCUCCACGGCUGGCCUCUCCCAGACGUCUACAAGAACCGGUUGCCAAUUUUGCCAUCCCGCAGCUCGAACUCGGCCUCUACCCCAGCAGGCUUUGAUAACCCGUAUCCGAUCUUCAGACAUCCCGUGCCUGCUUCUAGCUUGGGUAAUCAUACUCCUACCGGGUCCUCUUCUUCGCAGGGCGGUGCUGCUGCUGCUGCUGCUGCUGCUGCUGCUGCUGGUGUUGUGAGACCUCAUCGUCCGGCUCCGCUUACUUUGGUUCCUCCUAAUAAUGCUGGGCUUGGACGGAAGAGGGAGGGGUCUGGAAGACAUCGAAGUGGAACGUUGGAGAGGGUGGAGGAGUGA